CCAUUUUGUUCGCGGACGCUGGGGACGGUGGGAGCAGAUCCAUUUCCGGGUUGGCAAAAGGGGCGGCGGCGGCGAGAGAGGGAGCUUGCUGGGGAGGUAGCCGGACGGGACGAAGCCGGAGCGGAGGUGGCGGAGGAUUCGCUCCCGGGGCAGCUACAGCCCGGUCGAAAGGAGGCCGAGGAGGCUGGGUCAUUCUAGGAGACCAUUUCAGUCAUGGCAAUGGCAAAGGUAUAUGAGUGACCUAAAGCUGCAAAUUAAAACGGAGAGAAAGCAGUAUCAACUGCGAGCAGGGCAAGGAUGCCAAUUCCUCCUCCCCCUCCACCGCCCCCUGGUCCUCCUCCACCUCCCACUUUUAAUCAGUAUAAAUGGAGAUUUGGACAAGUCACAUCAGAACAGGAACUAGUCUUUUGCCCCAAAACUAUUCUACAAAGGCAAACACAGAGCCGCCCAAGCUGAGUAGAGAUGAGCAGCGGGGUCGAGGUGCCCUAUUACAGGAUAUCUGCAAAGGGACCAAGCUGAAGAAGGUGACCAAUGUUAAUGAUCGGAGUGCUCCCAUCCUUGAGAAACCCAAAGGAAGCAGUGGUGGUUAUGGCUCUGGAGCAGUUGCCCUGCAGCCCAAGGGAGGUCUCUUCCAAGGGGGAGUGCCGAAGCUCCGACCUGUGGGAGCCAAGGAUGGUUCAGAGAACCUAGCUGGUAAGCCAGCCCUACAAGUCCCCAGUUCUCGAGCUGCUGCCCCAAGGCCACCGGUGUCUACAGCCAGUGGGCGCCCUCAAGAUGAUACAGACAGCAGCCGAGCCUCACUCCCAGAACUGCCCCGGAUGCAGAGACCAUCGUUACCGGACCUCUCUAGGCCUAAUACCACCAGCAGUACAGGCAUGAAGCACAGCAGCUCUGCCCCUCCUCCACCACCCCCGGGGCGGCGGGCCAACGCUCCCCCUACACCUCUGCCUGUGCACAGCAACAAAGCCCUAGCCUACAACAGAGAGAAACCCUUGCCGCCCACACCUGGACAAAGGCUGCACCUUGGUCGAGAGGGACCUCCUGCUCCACCCCCAGUCAAACCACCUCCUUCCCCUGUGAAUAUUAGAACGGGACCAAGUGGCCAGUCUCUGGCUCCUCCUCCUCCGCCUUACCGCCAGCCUCCUGGGGUCCCCAAUGGACCCUCCAGUCCCACUAACGAGUCAGCCCCUGAGCUGCCCCAGAGACACAAUUCUUUGCAUAGGAAGACACCGGGGCCUGUCAGAGGCCUAGCGCCUCCUCCACCCACCUCAGCUUCUCCCUCGCUACAGAGUAAUAGGCCACCACCCCCAGCCCGGGACCCUCCCAGUCGGGGAGCAGCUCCUCUACCCCCACCACCCAUGAUCCGAAAUGGUGCCAGGGAUGCUCCCCCUCCCCCACCACCAUACCGAAUGCAUGGGUCAGAACCCCUGAGCCGAGGAAAGCCCCCACCUCCUCCCUCAAGGACGCCAGCUGGACCACCCCCUCCUCCUCCACCACCCCUGAGGAAUGGCCACAGAGAUUCUAUUACCACUGUCCGAUCUUUCUUGGAUGAUUUUGAGUCAAAGUAUUCUUUCCAUCCAGUAGAAGACUUUCCUGCUCCAGAAGAAUAUAAACACUUUCAAAGAAUAUAUCCCAGCAAAACAAACCGAGCUGCCCGUGGAGCCCCACCUCUGCCACCCAUUCUCAGGUGAAGCCUGGCUUGGUCCUGUUCCUCAGGAUAAGGAUGGACCCUCUCCUGUGCUCAGAUGGUCCCUUCCAUUCCCCUGAAACCUGCAUGAGAGCUCCUGACGUGUUUCUCCAGUGCAACCCACCUCUAGACACCAAGCGUCCUCCCCACUCACCUCCAUCUAUGCAUCUCGUCUCUAGACUUGGUGAUUGGACUCUUUAUAUUGACAGGAGGGUCUCAAACCCUACAUCCAUCCCUCCUCUUGCAAGCCCUGCUAGCCAGAUGAGGAAAAAGCUUCCAUGUCUCCUGCUUUCCUUUUGGGGAAAGGUGCCUUGUUGUGAUGAAUGAACUCAUUGUUGGAGCAGGGUGGAGAAUGGUACUCCUACCUUCUCCUACCCACAGUGGGGGAAGCUUGGCGAGUAUAUUCUAUUUCAUCAUUCAGGAGGCUGGCAUGGCCAGGACUUCUGGGGGGUGGGCAUUUUUAGUGAAACAGGAAAGGAAUUUGCAGAGAAGUGAUCUGUUUUAAAGGUCAUGUUUGAAAAAAGGGCAAAGAAACGGUUCUGCUUUCUUUUUAGGGGUAUUUUGGUUUUGUUUUCACCCCACCCCAUGCCACCACCCCAGGGAGAAGUUGGAUAUUACAAAUACUAAAUACUAAUCAGUUGAACUAAACAUCUAAUAAGAGAGGGUGAAAUAAACUGGGGAUCCUUUUAGAGCUAGUCAGUUUCUGUGCAGCAAAGGGACCAGGAGCCAUUUGCAUCCUCUGGGAAUCCCUGCCCAUUUCCUCAGGGUGCUGAGGCUGAGGGAUGUUUUUCCUCUCUGCACUGCCCACUCCCUCAAGAGAAAAGUCCCAUUUUUUCGUUCAUUACAGAUUCACAUACUCCAAAAACCUGCAAUGGGAGAUGGGAAGAUAAGGCCUUGGCCUUGACACCUGGCCCUUUUAGUCCUGCUCAGAAACUUCAGCCCCUCAUGGGUGCUCCAGGAUGACAAGGGAAGGGUGAAGCACCUCAUGGAAGGGAUCAGCUCUGUGGACUUCGAAGGACUUUAAGGCCAACUUAUUCCAAAGUUCACAGCCCAUCUGGCUGAGUAUGUUCUUUCUGUUCCUUUCUCCACCACUCUUGCCUUCCCAAGACUGAAGGGGUUAUACAACCAAAUAGAGAAGGGUGAGGAAGCUUAUGGGGAUAGUCAAAGAUUCCUCUGUGCCAAGAAGCACAAAGACUUUGGUGAGGUGUGCUUCAGUCCAAUUGAUCUUCCUUGGCAGUCAGCAAUAUGUUUCUUUGUCUUCCAGUCCUGGUUAAAGGGCACAGAGGAAAUGGGUCCCAAUUUAGGUAGGAACUGAGCUUGGAUGGUGCGACAGGGACUUCACCAUUCUCCAGCAGCAGGAUGGGGCUCCUGGGUUCUACACAUGGGUUGGUUUGGUUUGCUACAGCUCUUGCCAAGUGCAGAGACUGCUCAAAGCUUGGAGUUAGAGCAGGAGAGCCAGGGCUAUUCCUUGAAAUGGAUGGGGAGAGUCAAUUAAAAAUUAUCACCAGGUACAUCAACAGGCUUAAACUGCCUUAGGGACCUCUCUAAUCUGUUAGAUCACAGACUAAGGAUCUGUGCCUGGUGCCCAGUGAAACCCACGUCUUCCCAGUGCUAGAUGGGAGAGCUCUCAACUUGGGUUAUUUGUAUGGGGUCUGCUAUCCUCUGCCAUCCCCUGGACUACAUUGGCCCUUGGGACAAACCAUGGUGAGGUCUGUCACCAAACUUUUCUAAUCAUUCUCUUUAUUUUUAUUUUCAAAUCUGUUAGCAGUUAACCUCCCAGCAGUAUAUCCCUAGCAUCCUGAAGCCAGGAUAGCUGAGACAGGGCACUAGUGGAGGGAAAAAGAGUUACAAGACUUAAUUCUGCAGCAGAGUUCCAGGGAGAUGCUGACCAGUUACUGAACUUGGACUGUGAAGUCUUCCCAUUUGUUUUUGAAAUGGGAGUUGAUGCCUUUUGUACAAUGUUAUCAAAGUAUAUCUUUUUUUUUCCUCCUUUACUCAAACAUAGAGCAUCAAAAUGAGUAUCACAAGUAAAAGCCAAACCCCAGCUUUUCAUUGGGGCUGAUAAUCUUCCUCCUCUGUGACCUGCUGUCCCUCAUAUUCCCCAGCAUUUGGGCUGUGUCACAUGGGUAUUGAUUGUAUUCUCAUUUUCUUGGCCUCAUGAAAAAAGGCCUGGGCCUAGAUCUAAUCAGAGGGAUUUUCUUCUUGAGAGCAUGUUGAUGGCACAGUACCUAUUUAAAUGUCUUUUGCCUUAUACGUUAUUUGGUCCCUCUGUUAAUAACAGAUUUAUUGUCAUGUAUAUUUACUAUUGAAGAAUGGGAAUGUGAUCCUCAUAGUUAUUGAUCUAUUUUAUAUGUUGUAAAAAGCUUGUAAAAUAGAUUUAAGGUGGGCUGGCUGCAAGAGCACUAAAACUUCUCACCUUUUAAACUGCUCUUUUUAUCUGCUUGUGGGAAUUUUGUCUCUUCAGUGGAAGAUUGGGUGGUCUCAUGUUGAGACUAUUGCCCAGUCCCAUUAACCCCCUUAUUCCCUCCCAGAAGGAAGAGACAUUGCCUAACUAAGCAUCAGGAAUCUGUGUUAAAAGCCCUUGUGCGGGUUUGGUUUUAUGAUGUUUUUCUCUAGUGGGAAAAACUUAACUGUUUCUUUCCACCCUUUCUGGGAAGCAGAGCAGUGGCUUCCAGGUUUUUAAAUGAGCUAGAUGCCCCUCUUCCCUCUUUUUUGGUCACCAGACCUGGAUCGAAUCACUUUGAUAUUCCAGGUAUGGUUUUUUUCUGUUGUGGGGAUUUCCUCCAGCUGCAGAACCCUAUCAUCCUCACAGCCUGGGCUCCCAGAGUGUGGGUUUAGGGCUACCCCACCUGAUGGAUGUGAGGCUGCUGUCUCCAGAAAUGCAUCCCAGCACUCCUAACUGGCAAACGCAAGGAGACUAGCCGCUGGCCAUUGCACUGGGGGCUUCCCUCCCCCGACAGCUUCCCAACUUGAAGCCCAGAUUUACCUCCAGGGAGAGGUGAGAAAAAAUUGUAAAUAGACUUGCUACAGAGCAACUCAGGGUUGGGGUGUGUUUUAAUUCUCCUGAUCACUUGAAAUAAUCUGUAGGCUGAGUGCUUAUGGGAGUGGGGGAGAAAUGUGACUCCAGGGUCCUUCCCUUCCGCAAAGUUCUGGGGGUGGAGUACAGGGCAUCUGAGGCCCUUUGAUGGCACUACACUGAGCUGUCUGUCCUUCUGGAAACCCAACCUACGAUCAACUGCAAAUCCAAUUCUUCACAUUCCAGUUGUAGCCUUUCUUUCCCUACUGAAUCUCAGUCCCUGGCCAUGUGGUCAAGGUGGCUUUCUGUAAGACACCCUGAUUUAGGGAAUGGAAGGCAUUACAAGUCUGCCUUCAAGACUCAUCUCUUAAAAGCAAAAUGUAACAAAAUUACAGCCACCUUCAAGAUACAUACAAAAAGAAGGAUAACUUUAACUGAAGGAAGGAUUUGGUUCCAUUCAACUCCACGGUCAUUGUGCCUUUACUUGUGUUAGAGUUCUCUGCUUUCUUCCUCUCUCCCUUUGAAGCAAUUAAAAUCUUCCUUGAUAACUGCUGUUUCCUUCUUUCUACUCUUGUUUCUAACAGCUUAGUGGGUUUCCUCUAAUUGUCUUAAAUCUCAUUCCACUGGUGGCAGAGGGGCCAAGCCUUCUUUUCUCAUGUCUAACCUUUGUCCUUUCCCACGGGGACCAGUGUGAAAGUCAUAGUCAACACUGAAUAAAAGACUAGAAUGACAUGUGUGGCGUGCGUGAGUGUGUGUGUCUGUCCAUCUUUGCGUGUGGAUCAGUUUAUUUUCUUUUUAAAAAAUAAUUUAUUGUAUGACUUAUUUUGGAGUUCUACUCCAAUUACAGUGCUCCCUCACCCAAUUAGCAGUGAUUUUGCCCCCUCCCUCCCCACAGUGUAUAGUCUGGUCUCAGGUUGGAUUCUUUGGUACAUUUCUUUCUUCUGGAUGCCGUGCAGUUUAAUUAAACCUUGCUUAAAAACAAAAAAAAAAACCUGAAAACUGUACUCUUGUCUGGAACGCCGCCUCAAGUGGUGGCAUAGAGAGGGGAGAAAAUCCGUUGCCUCCAGUGAGUGUAGUGGUUUGACUAGGACCUCUGAGAAGGUAGAUGCACUGACUUGGGCGGAAGCAUCUGGUAGCUGGAGGGGUUUUCCCUCCUCCCCUCCUGCUGUUUUGAAUACCACAGUUCAUUAGCCGUGCUCACCUGGGUGAUUCUGAUAGAUCUGGUCAUCAAUGUUUGCCACCUACCUGAUUUCAGGGGACCCAGGAGAUGCUCUGGCCUUGUCCUCUCCUUCUAUCUCUUAAACUUCUUUCUACCUGUGUUGCAUGGCAGUCUCAGACUGAGGUAUGGAAGAAAAGGUGGGGGCAGAGCAGACAGACUAUGCGUGUCUAUUUUUAUUGGUUUUUCUUUUUUCCCUUUCCUGCUUUUUGCAUUGAAAUCUUAGCUGGCUUUCUUGAACUUUGACUUGGGGUGUAAAAACUGAACCAGACAUUCUCUGCUUACUGUGGUCAGCUGACAUAAUCACCACCAAGAGUUAAUGAGCUUACCUUGCACUUUUCAUCACUAGGAAAGGUCUUGAAAUUAUUUCCCAUACUGAUUCAUUAUGGGUGUGUGUAUGAAUCACUUUCACAUAAUUUUAGAUAUGAAAACAUGUGAGAGGGAGGGGGGAAAGGCCUCCUUUCAUUUUCAUCCAUACUUAACAGAUUGGCUGAAUCCCUGAUUAUUUGACCCAUCAUUGUUAUUAAUAUGAUUAAUAAACUACCUAUUUAUUGAUUUAA
Molecule: messenger RNA, 6479 nt
Organism: Lynx canadensis (Canada lynx)
Lineage: Eukaryota; Metazoa; Chordata; Mammalia; Carnivora; Felidae
Gene: WIPF2
Product: WAS/WASL interacting protein family member 2
Exons: 10
Coding region: 366-1691 (441 amino acids)
Molecular function (GO): actin binding
Source: RefSeq, a predicted model, not a curated record